AUGACCGGGGCCUCGUUUGAGAACAGCUUGAACGGCGGUACCGGCCCCAUCGUCCUGGAUGAGGACGAGGAUCCCCUCAAGCAUGAGCUCAAUGGGCCUUACGUCAAGCUCGAGAACGACCCGCUGCUGUCCCAAAUCACCGACGCCGACUGGGACGAGAUGACCGAAGGCGUCAUCUAAGUAUUUCCUUGCGCCGUCGGCAAAUAGCCUCAUUAGCGCUACUAGCACUAUUAAAAAAAUUAAAAAAUUAAAAUCCCC
Gaeumannomyces tritici R3-111a-1 is the source of this 258-nucleotide messenger RNA. RefSeq lists its product as hypothetical. Lineage: Eukaryota; Fungi; Ascomycota; Sordariomycetes; Magnaporthales; Magnaporthaceae. The transcript has a single exon. The record is from RefSeq and is a predicted model, not a curated record. Bases 1 to 180 code for a protein of 59 amino acids.